Messenger RNA from Pteronotus mesoamericanus, 1908 nucleotides. It is a transcript of the gene RXFP1, whose product is annotated as relaxin family peptide receptor 1. Gene Ontology annotation, biological process: activation of adenylate cyclase activity; hormone-mediated signaling pathway; adenylate cyclase-activating G protein-coupled receptor signaling pathway. Gene Ontology annotation, molecular function: G protein-coupled peptide receptor activity; protein binding. Gene Ontology annotation, cellular component: plasma membrane. NCBI's taxonomy places the organism in Eukaryota, Metazoa, Chordata, Mammalia, Chiroptera, Mormoopidae. The record is from RefSeq and is a predicted model, not a curated record. Bases 1 to 1908 code for a protein of 635 amino acids. The transcript is spliced from 14 exons.
AUGGUGACCAGCACUCAGAGCAAGAAAUCAGGCUUGGAGCCCUUACUUGGUCACUCCCCAUCACCUGGGGCCAUAGGCGUGCAAAGCUUCACUGGGUGCCUACAAAACAAUAAGAUUAGAUCCAUAUCCAUCUAUUCUUUCAGAGGACUGUACAGUCUUACUAAACUGUAUCUUAGUCAUAACAGAAUAACCUUCUUGAAGCCAGGUGUUUUUGAAGAUCUCCACAAACUAGAAUGGCUGAUAAUUGAAGAUAAUCACCUCAGUCGAGUUUCCCCACUAACAUUUUAUGGACUAAAUUCUCUUACGCUCUUGGAGCUGAUGAAUAAUGUCCUCACCCAUUUGCCUGACAAACCUCUUUGUCAGCACAUGCCAAGGCUCAGUUGGCUGGACUUUGAAGGCAACCAUAUCCACAAUUUAAAAAAUGUGACUUUUAUUUCCUGCAGUAGUUUAACUGUCUUGGUAAUGAGAAAAAACAAAAUUAAUCACCUAAAGGAAAAUACUUUUGCACCCCUCCACAAACUAGACGAGCUGGAUUUAGGAAAUAAUAGGAUUGAAAGUCUUUCACCGCAUGUAUUUGAGAACCUGAAGGAGCUCUCAAAAUUGAAUCUUUCCUAUAACCCAAUCCAGAAACUUCAACCAAACCAAUUUGAUUCUCUUGUCAGUCUCAAGUCUCUCAGCCUAGAAGGAAUUGAAAUUUCAAAUAUCCAACAAAGGAUGUUCAGACCUCUUAUGAAUCUCUCUUACAUCUAUUUUAAGAAAUUCCAGUACUGUGGAUAUGCACCACAUGUUCGCAGCUGUAAACCAAACACUGAUGGAAUCUCAUCUCUAGAGAAUCUCUUGGCAAACAUCAUUCAGAGAGUGUUCGUCUGGGUUGUGUCUAUAGUUACAUGCUUGGGAAACAUCUUUGUCAUUUGUAUGCGACCUUUUAUCAGGUCUGAGAACAAGCUGCAUGCCAUGUCAAUCAUAUCUCUCUGCUGUGCUGACUGCCUAAUGGGAAUAUAUUUACUUGUGAUUGGAGCCUUUGACCUAAAGUUUCGUGGAGAAUACAGUAAGCAUGCACAACUGUGGAUAGAGAGUUUUCAUUGUCAGCUUAUGGGAUCUUUGGCCAUUCUGUCUACAGAAGUUUCAGUAUUACUUUUAACAUUUCUGACAUUGGAGAAAUAUAUCUAUAUCGUGUAUCCUUUUAGAUAUUUAAGACCUAGAAAAUGCAGAACAAUUACAGUACUGAUUCUCAUUUGGAUUAUUGGGAUUAUAGUGGCUUUUGUUCCUCUGAGCAAUAAGGAAUAUUUCAAAAACUACUAUGGCACCAAUGGAGUAUGUUUCCCUCUUCAUUCAGAAGAUACAGAAAGUAUUGGAGCCCAGAUUUAUUCAGUGGCAAUUUUUCUUGGUAUUAACUUGGCGGCAUUUGUUAUCAUAGUUUUUUCCUAUGGAAGCAUGUUUUACAGCGUUCAUCAAAGCACCAUAACAUCAACUGAAAUACGGAAUCAAGUUAAAAAAGAGAUAAUUCUUGCCAAACGGUUUUUCUUUAUUGUGUUUACUGAUGCAUUAUGCUGGAUACCCAUUUUUGUACUGAAAUUCCUUUCAUUGCUUCAGGUAGAAAUACCAGGUACCAUAACCUCUUGGGUAGUGAUUUUUAUUUUGCCCAUCAACAGUGCUUUGAACCCAAUUCUUUACACUCUGACCACAAGACCAUUCAAAGAAAUGAUCCACCAGUUUUGGAAUAACUACAGACAAAGAAGAUCGACCAACAGCAAAGGAAGUCGGAAAACAUAUGCUCCAUCAGUCAUCUGGGUAGAAAUGUGGCCGCUGCAGGAGAUGCCACCUAAGUUCAUGAAGCCAGCUCUUUUCAGAGACCCCUAUGAAUUGUCACUAAUUUCUCAAUCAACUAGACUCAACUCCUGUUCAUAG